Messenger RNA from Cadophora gregata, 687 nucleotides. RefSeq lists its product as uncharacterized. The coding region runs from base 1 to 687 and encodes 228 amino acids. The transcript is spliced from 3 exons. NCBI's taxonomy places the organism in Eukaryota, Fungi, Ascomycota, Leotiomycetes, Helotiales, Ploettnerulaceae. Gene Ontology annotation, molecular function: glyoxalase III activity. The record is from RefSeq and is a predicted model, not a curated record.
AUGACCAAGCCAAGAAUUUUGACUGUCUUGUCCUCGCACUCCGCAGGAUGGUACCUGCCAGAGCUAGCCCACCCAUACGAAGUCCUAUCUCCAUACUGCGACAUAGUAAUGGCAUCUCCCAAAGGCGGCGCCACAAUCCUCGAUCCGGUGUCCAUCGAACUCUUCAAAAAGGACGCAUACUGCGUCGAGUUCGCAGCUACGAAAUCGAAGCUGUGGCUUGAGACGGAGAAGCUGGAGUCAUUCCUGGGAAAAGCAAAGGAUUUCAUUGCUAUUCUCUAUGUUGGCGGGUUUGGACCCAUGUUCGACCUCUCCGACAAUCCCACAUCUGCACAACUCAUCCAAGAAUUCUACCUCGCAGACCGUAUCAUCUCAACCGUCUGCCAUGGUACUGCCGCGCUUCUCAAAGCAAGGCUCCCUGAUGGAACUCUCCUUGUGACCGGAGAGAGGAUCACUGGGUUUAGCGGCCAGGAGGAGAUUGAUGUGGAUAGACAGAAGGAUAUGCCGUUUCAUUUGGAGAAUGCACUGAAUGAAGCGAGUGGAGGACUUUAUGAGAAGGCGAAGAAAGCUUGGGAGCCGCAUGUGGUUGUUAGUACUACGAAAAGGUUGGUGAUGGGCCAGAAUCCGGCGAGUGCGAAGCCGUUUGCUGAGGCGCUGUUGGAGAAGAUUAAGGCUUAUCCUGCUGCAUAG